Molecule: messenger RNA, 929 nt
Organism: Penaeus vannamei (Pacific white shrimp)
Lineage: Eukaryota; Metazoa; Arthropoda; Malacostraca; Decapoda; Penaeidae
Source: RefSeq, a predicted model, not a curated record
AAGCUCGUUUCCCUCACUCCCCAGGACGAGGUUCCCAGUUACAUGCCUCCCACAGUCGUCCCGCCAACCAGGUGGGUAAAAUACAAGCGCCAGUGGCAUGGCUUCCAGAUGCCUGUGAUCACGUGCCAGCCCCUGGGACGCUUCGGGAAUGUCAUGGGCGAAUAUGCCACGCUCUUCGCCCUCAGGAGGAUGUACAACGCCUCGGUCGUCGUCGCGCCGGCCAUGAGCUCGCAACUCAACGGCACUUUCCCGCACCUGUCGCUUCCUCGGCACCCAGGCCCCUUCCAGCGGGAGCAGUGGCGGCCUGUGGGGAAGGUGGGCGCCCUCUACAACUACGCUCUGGUGGAGGUCGCUGCCACGGGCCUGCUGGGACCUCACCUCUUCGUCAUGACAGACUAUGCCUUCGAAAUACAGCUGUUUAAGAUUUACAAGGAGGAGCUGAGGCGGGAGUUCAGAUUCUCAGACAAAAUCCAGUCGGAGGUCCGAAAUUACCUUCAAGGCGUUCAGAGAAAACACGAAAGGAUCGCCCACAGCACCAACUCUACGACGACCUCCUCGGGUGAAGGUCCUCCUGUGCUCGUUGGCUUGCACGUGCGUCGAACGGACUACGUGAAGCAUGCUAAGAAAAUGUUUGGAGCCAAGUUGCCCGGAGAAGAGUACUUCAAAAGGGCCUUGAAUUACUAUCGUGCAAAAUUCCCAAACAAUGUGGCAUUCGUCGCAGCGUCAGAUGAUAUGGCUUUCAUUCAGUCGAAAUUAAAAACUGAAAAGGAUGUCUUUUACGCCCCAGGGAAAUCCGCAUCGUUUGACAUGGCGCUGCUGUCGUCGUGCAACCACAGCAUCGUCACCAUGGGCAGCUACGGCUUCUGGACGGGGUUCCUGGCGGGCGGCGAGGUCGUCUACCCGGACGUCAAGUUGUACAGCGAUUACAG